GUCAUUUGCAAAUCCAUCAGCUGAAUCAAUACAGCAGGGAAAAGAUGCUUUGGCCUGUGGAUUGCUGGAGCAACUCAAAUCAAGGAGUGUUCUUCCCACAGUCAUUCCUUUUCGUCACGAUGUUUUCGAGUACUUUUUUGGUGGGAAGGGUGAAAAAAGCAAUGAGCGGGGGGCUAUACUUUUAAACAAAGCUGACUUUGAUGCAUGCGAUUUACCCAAGGAUUGGGAUAACGUAGUGGACCACAUAGGAGAUGGCCUGAGGAUAGAUUUUCCUGUGAAGAUUCGCCCUUUCCUGUCAUGGAGCCCGAAGACUCAUGCUUUGGUUGGAGGAACAAUUGUGCCAUCUCCGAGAUAUCGUCCGGAGAAGAUUAGUAUUUCCAUUUGUAAAACAGCAUUUAGUUUAUCAUAA
Molecule: messenger RNA, 409 nt
Organism: Paramuricea clavata
Lineage: Eukaryota; Metazoa; Cnidaria; Anthozoa; Malacalcyonacea; Plexauridae
Source: the annotation of a GenBank genome assembly